Fragaria vesca subsp. vesca is the source of this 626-nucleotide messenger RNA. RefSeq names its product ubiquitin-fold modifier 1-like. The transcript has 4 exons. Bases 74 to 370 code for a protein of 98 amino acids. Gene Ontology annotation, biological process: protein K69-linked ufmylation. The record is from RefSeq and is a predicted model, not a curated record. Gene Ontology annotation, cellular component: nucleus; cytoplasm. Lineage: Eukaryota; Viridiplantae; Streptophyta; Magnoliopsida; Rosales; Rosaceae.
UCUCUCUCUCUCUCUCUCUCUCUCUCUCUCUCGCUUGUUGUCUCUGAGAAACUGGUCGCUCACACAGAGAGAAAUGGCGGGUGGUGGAAAGGUGUCAUUCAAGGUCACUCUGACCUCCGAUCCAAAGCUGCCCUUCAAAGUGUUUAGCGUUCCGGAGGCAGCUCCUUUCACCGCCGUGCUGAAAUUCGCCGCCGAGGAAUUCAAAGUGCCUCCCCAGACCAGCGCCAUCAUCACCAACGAUGGUGUUGGAAUCAAUCCUCAGCAAAGUGCAGGCAAUGUAUUCCUGAAGCAUGGUUCUCAACUUCGCCUAAUUCCUCGCGAUAGGGUUGGAUCUAUUGGGACAAUCAACACAUCAUUACCAUCCAAUUGAAGAGACUGGUGUACUUCUCUAGUAAUUUUCAUUAUCCUUUAUAAUAUGUACCAUUCUAAAUUAAGUUGGAAGAAUUUCAAACUUUAUGAAGCAAUGUCAGAGUAGUUGACAAUAUAAACUCUCCAGAAAAAUGACUGUAAUAGAUGAACUUAAAUAAUAUUAAAAUGAUAAUAUCAAGCUUUAAAUUCUUAGUUUUACCCUUAUCUGUUGAAGAUACAUCUGUCCUUGGUUUAUAAAUAAGAGCAUUCUUUAUCAU